AAUUCUUCUGCAGCCACACGAGUAUCUUUGCCAAAACCUCGAAUCUCCACAACCUAAGCUAAGCCGCCUUCCAGUUUUCUCAGGUCCGCGUCUCUCUUUGAGACUUAAGGGUAUAUAUUACCCGAUAACAGAUGUCUUAUGAUGAUUCUUAUAUAUCGAUGGACAUAAUGGAGCAGACACCACAAGAGUCUCCAACUUCAUUAUGGAAGCAGAUCUCAACCAUCAGACAAACGGCUUUAGAAGCAUACAGAAGAAAACCAAUCUCACAUUGGAUUCUUCUUGCUCUAAGCAGUGUAGCAAUGCUCGUAGCGUUCCCUGCUUCAUCUAUACUUUCCCGUGUUUAUUACGACAACGGUGGGAAGAGCAAGUGGAUCAUUUCCUGGGUAUCGGUCGUUGGCUGGCCUAUUCCAGCUUUAUUAUUAUUUCCCAUGUAUUUCUUAUCUGAAAUCCGUCCUACCCCUCUGAAUUGGAAGCUUAUUAUUUCUUAUAUUGUGUUGGGCUUUUUAAGUGCAGCUGAUAACCUCAUGUAUGCAUAUGCUUAUGCAUACCUUCCUGCUUCUACUGCUUCCCUUUUGGCAUCAUCAUCCCUCGUGUUUUCUGUGCUAUUUGGUUACCUUCUUGCCAAGAACCAAGUCAAUGCUUCGAUACUGAAUGCUGUCUUCAUAAUCACGGCUGCAGUUGUGAUGAUCGGUCUAGAUUCAAACUCAGAUAGAUAUGGAGGCAUAACUGAUAGACAAUACAUAUUGGGUUUCGUAUGGGAUAUCCUAGGCUCUGCUCUCCAUGGACUCAUCUUUGCUCUAUCAGAGCUAGUUUUCAUUAAGUUACUAGACAGAAAGUCUUUCCAUGUUGUGUUGGAACAGCAAGUAAUGGUUUCUUUUUUCGGCUUCUUGUUCACCACUCUCGGCGUCCUUCUAAACAAUGAUUUUCAAAACAUGAAAUCAGAGGCAGCAAGUUUCGUUGGUGGUACAUCGUCAUAUUUGCUUGUGCUUAUUUGGAGUGCAAUUUCUUUUCAGUUAGGAGUGUUGGGAGGAACUGCAGUUCUGUUUUUAUCCUCAACCAUUCUUGCUGGAGUUUUAAACGCAGUUCGGGUACCUAUUACGAGUAUUGGUGCCGUCAUAUUCUUAAAAGAUCCUAUGAGUGGCUUCAAGAUCCUCUCUUUAGUCAUCACUUUUUGGGGAUUCAGCUCUUAUAUUUAUGGCAGUUCCUCUACAAGUAAGUCGUCAUGAUCUUGUGAUGUUCUUGUGUUUCUCAACUAUAUAUAUAUAUUAGUCUUAUGGGAUAGUGAACUGAGGAAAAUUGGUUGAUAUUGGCCUUGAGUGAUAUUGGUUGUUUCUAUGAUAUAAUAGUGGAAAACUGGGAGGAAUGUUGUAAAAACAUUGCAGAAUCUAAAUGAAUUGUGUUCUUGGGGAAAGAAAGAUUGGAAUAUUAUUUGGAUGAUCCAUCUCA
Messenger RNA from Cucumis sativus (cucumber), 1446 nucleotides. RefSeq names its product probable purine permease 5. The record is from RefSeq and is a predicted model, not a curated record. The transcript has 3 exons. Gene Ontology annotation, cellular component: membrane. Lineage: Eukaryota; Viridiplantae; Streptophyta; Magnoliopsida; Cucurbitales; Cucurbitaceae. Gene Ontology annotation, molecular function: purine nucleoside transmembrane transporter activity. The coding region runs from base 132 to 1226 and encodes 364 amino acids.